AUGACCAUGCAAAUAAAAUAUGCCGUCAAUGAAAUAGCUGCACUUACAUCUUAUUAUUCUCUUUUCGAUUCUAUUCUACACUACGGACUUUUAGUUUUUAGCUCUGCAGCUAAUAUAAAUAUUGCAAAAGUGUGUAAAGUACAGAAAUCUGCAAUAAGGUGCAUUGCUAAUUUAAAGCAACAUGACUCGUGUAGGCCUUACUUUAGAUCAUUGAAUAUAAUAACUUUGUAUGGCCUGAUUAUCUAUAAAAAAUUAAUACAUGUAAGAAAAAAUAUUUCAGAUUUUCAUUCAUACAACACAAGACAUUGCAAUAAUCUUCUUCCAACAGAUUGGCUAGAUGCUGGAACCAACAAUAAAGAAAUCAAAUUGUACAAUGCGCUGCCAGAUGAGUUUUGAGGAAUAUUAUGCUUAUGCUUUGGCAAGCGACAGGCACGCCUUCUU
Acanthoscelides obtectus is the source of this 441-nucleotide messenger RNA. The record is from the annotation of a GenBank genome assembly. NCBI's taxonomy places the organism in Eukaryota, Metazoa, Arthropoda, Insecta, Coleoptera, Chrysomelidae.